AUGAACUCAAUUAGCAGACUUUGCCAUUUUCAUGGUGGUCUUUUGACUGCCAAGAACAGCCUUCGCCUGCAGGCCCUGGCUUUGCGUGAAUUCAAGACUGGAGUGUCCCCCCUCAGGGCUUCGAUGCGCUCCAGGAUGGCUAGAAUUCGUCAACAGGCAGAAAACAGAACGCCAUUUUCUCAGACACAGUCUAUUUUUUCUAAAACCCUUCACUUUUCAGAACGUAAAUGUAUUCACAGAAAUAUGCCAAGCCAAGUUCCCGUGACCAGUGGAACCCUCAAACCUGUUAUCAUGCCUAUUUGUUCGAGACAUUUGAGCACCACAUUCCCAUUCACAGCCAUUGACGCGGGCCGCGCUGUGCUGCUGGGUGGCGCGGCACUGGGUCUCGGCGGUCUGUGUCUCUACGGCGUCUACGGCGCGGGGUCCGGCUCCAGCAGCCUCUCGGCCCUUGACCGCGCCGCUGUCUGGCCCGACUACGUGCGCCAGCGCAUCCACUCGGUGUACGCCUACCUGGGCGGUGGCGCGGCUGUUGCCGGCGCCUCGGCUGUCGCUCUCGUGCGCUCACCCGCGUUCAUCCGUGUCAUGGCUGGCGGUGGACUGCUCGCGCCCCUGGCUAUGCUCGCCGCCAGCAUCGGUGCUGGCGUUGUUUGCCAGGCAAGUCUCUUCAUUGCUCUGUUGGUUGUCCGAAGUUCGUGGUGCAUCUUCUUGAGGCACGCCAAGCCGAAAAUUAGCCACACUUUGGCAGCUCGUUCAGUUUAUCACGCGCAAGUUUACCCUGAGGGUUUUAAAGUGCGUGUGCAGGUCGGUCGCAGGUGGAUGAUACCAUACCCCGUCGACGGCAGCAAGUUCAACACUAAGCACCUCGCGUGGCUGGUGUACGCCGCGAGCCUCGGCGGCAUUCUCGCGCCGAUUUGCCUAGUCGGCGGACCGAUACUCACCCGGGCUGCUCUCUACACCGGCGGCAUCGUGGGCGGCCUCUCCGCUGUGGCCAUAUCUGCCCCGUCGGAUCGUUUUCUCACGUGGGGUGGACCUCUCGCUAUCGGCCUCGGCGUUGUCUUUGUCUCGUCGCUCGGCAGCAUGUUUCUCUCACCAAUGGGUCGUUUGGGCGCCGGUCUCUAUGGCAUCAGUCUGUACGGGGGGCUCGUGCUCUUCUCUGGCUUCAUGCUCUACGACACACAGAUGGUGAUUCGCCGCGCGGAACAGCAUCCUCCGCCGAACCGCAUGAUCUACGGAUCCCCCGGCUUGGCUACCAGGCCCUUCGAUCCAAUUAACAACUCAAUUAAAAUCCUUUUGGAUACGGUCAACAUUUUUGUACGGAUGGUUGCCAUUUUCGCAGGCGGCAACAGCCGCAGGAAGUGA
Molecule: messenger RNA, 1359 nt
Organism: Mesocestoides corti
Lineage: Eukaryota; Metazoa; Platyhelminthes; Cestoda; Cyclophyllidea; Mesocestoididae
Source: the annotation of a GenBank genome assembly